UUAGGAAUUAGGAUUAUAGAGAGAGAAAGAGAGAGAGAGAGAGAGAGAGAGAGAGAAAGAGAAGAAAGCGAGAGAGAGAGAAAGAGAGGUGCUUUAAUGUCUGUGAAGGUAGGAACUGUAUUUGGAUCCAGAUACAGAGGAAAACCAGUUGGAUAUCUAUCUCUGUCUUCUUCUCCGCAAAUCGAAGAUUGUGUUCUAGGGUUUUAAUUUGGGACAUUGCUCAAUAUUUAUUCUAGGGCUGAAUUUGGGUUUUUGGUAGUGAUGAUGAGAUGAGUGUUGUUGAUAAGAGCAAUGGUUGAUCAUCGGAGAAGAACCGCAUUGGGUUUCGUUGUGUCUUCUUCAUUGUUGUUGUUAUUCCUUUUCGUCGACUGUGUUUUGUCUCAAUCACGGGCUCGAUUCGACGAGCGGCUCGCUCUGCUUCGUCUCAGGUCUUCUCUCGGAUUAAGAGGAACAGAUUGGCCAAUCAAAGGCGAUCCUUGUGGUGUUUGGAAAGGGAUACAAUGUGAUGGUAAUGGAAGCAUCGUUGGGAUCAACAUCUCAGGUUUCAGGAGGACAAGGAUUGGUAAGCAAAACCCACAAUUCAAUGUUGAUCCGCUUCUCAAUCUGACCCGUUUGGCUUAUUUCAACGCUUCUGGUUUCUCGUUGCCUGGUUCUGUUCCUGAUUGGUUUGGUCUUGGUUUGAACGCAUUGCGAGUCUUGGAUCUUAGUUCUUGCUCUGUGAGUGGUGUUGUCCCUUUCACUCUUGGUAAUCUAACUAGCUUGAGAAGCUUGAAUCUGUCUAGUAACAGUCUUACUGGUUUGGUUCCGAGUAGUUUAGGGGAUUUGUCGAAUCUCUUGGAGUUUGAUCUCUCUAAGAACUCGCUCACUGGUGCUCUUCCUCCAUCUUUUAGCUCUUUGAAGAAUCUGUCGAGUCUUGAUGUUUCUUCCAAUUACCUCACCGGACCAAUCCCUCCCGGUGUUGGAACGUUAUUGAAGCUUCUCUAUCUGAAUUUCUCCAGCAACAGUUUCUCGUCUUCGAUUCCUUCGCAGCUCGGGGAUCUUGUCAAUCUUGUUGACCUUGAUCUCAGCAUCAACUCGUUGUCUGGUUCGGUUCCUAAGGAGCUGAGAAACUUAAGGAAGCUGCGGAAUUUGGUGAUUAGUGAUAACCUGUUGAGUGGAUCUUUACCGGUUGAUUUGUUUGCUGGAGAGAGCCAACUUCGAUCUUUGGUUUUGAGAGAAAAUGGUUUCUCCGGUAACUUACCUGAUGCGUUUUGGUCGUUGCCUAGAUUGCGGAGUCUUGACGUUGGUAAGAACAACUUCACAGGAACGCUACCAAAUUCUACUUAUGAUCCAAACCAAUCAUCUGCAAUGAUUGAUAUCUCCUCAAACGCAUUCUAUGGGGAGCUCACAGAGAUUCUUAGAAGGUUCACAGAUUCUAUGGACCUCUCUGGUAAUUAUUUCGAAGGUAAAGUUCCAGAUUACGUGCUCCAGGCAAACGUGUCUGUUACUAGGAACUGUCUUCAAAACGAGAAGGGACAAAAGUCCUUGGAAGUUUGCUCAUCGUUCUAUACAGCUAGGGGAUCAGACUUUGAUGAUUUUGGACGCCCCAAUUCUACACAACCUACACCGGAAAAGGCUUCUUCAGGGAUAAGCCGCAGAACAGUGAUUAUAUUGAUAGCAGUGGCUGGAGGAGUUGGUUUUAUUCUGUUUUUCGUUGUUUUGCCAAUUCUUGUGGUUUUAUGUAUACGCCGGAGAAGGAGAACGGCGCAGAGAGGGAAUGUUGAUAGACCUAAACCUGCAGCGGAAGCUUCUCAACCACCUAAAGGACCACAGACCUUUGAUCUGUCACGUCUUGGGAAUGCUUUCUCGUAUGAGCAGCUUCUCCUUGCAACAGAGGAAUUCAGUGAUGCCAAAUUGAUAAAACGUGGACAUUCCGGGAGCUUAUUCCGUGGUUUCUUGGAAAACGGCGUACCCGUUGUUAUCAAAAAGAUCGAUAUGCAGGGAAGUAAGAACGAAGGGUAUAUAUCAGAGCUGGAACUUUUUAGUAAAGCUGGACACCAGAGGCUAGUUCCUUUUCUGGGACACUGCUUGGAGAAUGAGAGCCAAAAGCUCCUGGUCUACAAGUUUAUGAGGAACGGAGAUUUGGCUAGCGCUUUGUUCAGAAAAUCAGACAACGAAGGUGAUGGAUUGAAGUCUUUGGAUUGGAUCACGAGGUUGAAGAUUGCUCUUGGUGCAGCUGAGGGACUAGCUUAUUUGCAUCACGAGUGUUCACCACCUCUAGUUCAUAGGGAUGUACAAGCAAGUAGCAUACUUCUUGAUGAUAAAUUUGAGGUACGUCUCGGAAGCCUAAGCGACGCAUACGCUCAAGGUGAUGCUUAUCAAAGCAGGAUCUCUCGUUUACUUCGGUUACCUCAAUCAACAGAACCAUCCUCUUCAGGUGCAACAAAUGCAACAUGCGCCUAUGAUGUCUACUGCUUUGGCAAAGUAUUGCUCGAGCUAGUCACAGGGAAGCUCGGUAUCAGCUCGCCAGACAACGCAGAAGCAAAAGCAUACAUGGAAGAAGCUUUACAAUACAUCAGCACAAACGAGAAGGAGCUAGUGACCAAGAUCUUGGACCCGUCACUGAUGGUUGACGAGGACUUACUAGAAGAAGUAUGGGCAAUGGCUAUCAUCGCUAAGUCAUGCCUAAACCCGAAACCAACAAGACGACCAUUAAUGAGACACAUCGUGAACGCUCUUGAAAACCCGUUGAAAGUAGUUAGAGAGGAUAACAACUCUGGCUCUGGCUCUUCACGGUUGAGAACAAACUCGUCGAGAGGUUCUUGGAACGCUGCUAUAUUUGGUAGCUGGAGGCAGAGCGCGUCUGAUGUAACGGCGGUUCAAGCUGCAGGAGCAACGAGCGGUGGGGGUGGUGGUGGUGGUAAUGGUUUGAGAAACUCAGGGUCGCAAGGGAGCAGCGGGAGGAACAAUAACAAUGGGAAUUCAUCGUCGAGAAGACGACAGUCUAGUGAGAUUGUGCCAGAACCUGCUGCUUAUGGGGAAGAUGUAUAAGCAAAGAGGUUUAAGGAGAGUAGAGAGGAGAAAAAUUUGUGAUUCGUUUCAUCGAUUCUUUGUUGUCGAUAAUAACAGAGGCAAAGGAAAGUCCUCAAGGUAGCAUAAUGUUAGGAGGGAAGAUUUUUUUUUCUUUCUUUUCUAUUUUCUCCUUCUUUGUUUUGUUUCGUUUUUAUUUUUAUUUUUGGUUAGGAUUGGCGGAGUUAGAAUUUGUAAUUCACUCUUUUGUCCUUUUUUUUUUUGGUUCAACGUGGAUUUUGUAAAUUUGUAAUUCUUGGAGAUUGGUUUUUUUUUUCCGGUUUCUUUUUUAUUGAAAGGCCGGGAAAAAAUAAGGAAAGGUUGUGUUCGUUUAAAUA
Eutrema salsugineum is the source of this 3386-nucleotide messenger RNA. RefSeq names its product probable LRR receptor-like serine/threonine-protein kinase At2g16250. Gene Ontology annotation, molecular function: protein binding; ATP binding; protein kinase activity. Gene Ontology annotation, biological process: protein phosphorylation. Lineage: Eukaryota; Viridiplantae; Streptophyta; Magnoliopsida; Brassicales; Brassicaceae. The transcript has 4 exons. The record is from RefSeq and is a predicted model, not a curated record. Bases 292 to 3030 code for a protein of 912 amino acids.